Iphiclides podalirius (scarce swallowtail) is the source of this 1236-nucleotide messenger RNA. The record is from the annotation of a GenBank genome assembly. Lineage: Eukaryota; Metazoa; Arthropoda; Insecta; Lepidoptera; Papilionidae.
AUGUUGAAAGCUGUGAUAUUAAUUGGAGGGCCGCAAAAAGGCACUCGCUUUCGACCGUUGUCAUUAGACACCCCUAAGCCUCUUUUUCCUAUAGCCGGGCUACCAUUAAUCCAACAUCAUAUAGCAGCUUGUGCUAAGUUAAUAGAAUGCAAGGAGAUUUUAAUUAUUGGUUCUUAUACCACUACACAUAUGGCACAGUUUGUGAGUGACAUGCAGAAAGAAUAUCAUGUAAUUAUUAGGUAUUUACAAGAAUUUACACCACUGGGUACAGGCGGAGGACUCUAUCACUUUAGAGAUCAAGUGAGGGCAGGCAGCCCAACAGCCUUCUUUUUGCUGAAUGGUGAUGUGUGUGCAGAUUUUCCCUUAAAGGAGUUAUGGGGUUUUCAUGAAGAAAGGCCUAGUGCACUGGUGACUAUCAUGGGCACAGAGGCGACUCGACAGCAGUCAGUUUAUUAUGGCUGCAUGGUACGUGAGGCAACUACCAAAGCAGUGACACAUUAUGUAGAGAAACCUAACACAUAUGUAUCAACAUUGAUCAACUGCGGUGUGUAUGUGUGUUCACUUCAAGUUUUCCACACAAUGGCUGAAGCAUUCCAAAGAAAGCAAGAUGGUUUCUACAGUGCUAAUGGACAAAAUGGUGCACAUCCGGGAUAUAUGUCAUGGGAACAGGAUGUUUUGUCACCACUUGCCGGGACGAACAAGCUUUAUGCAAUGCAGGUUUCCAAUUGGUGGUCACAAGUAAAGACAGCCGGCUCAGCUAUAUACGCGAACCGGCAUUACCUCGAGCUGAACAAAACCAAGCUGGAAGCGCCCUGUCAGAUUUAUCCAGAUGUAUAUCUCCAUCCGUCUGCUGUGGUAGACAGCACAGCCGUGAUCGGGCCGAAUGUCUCUAUCGGUGCGGGCGUCACAGUGAAAGCGGGCGUCAGAAUCAAAGAGUCCAUCAUAUUGAAUAAUGCUACUAUUAAUGAGCAUGCUUUAGUCAUGUACUCAGUUGUUGGCCAGGAGGCGUGUGUUGGUGAAUGGUCCAGGGUGGAAGGCACUCCAUCUGACCCUGAUCCAAACAAGCCGUUCGCCAAAAUGGAUAACCAGCCACUUUUCAACACUGACGGAAGGUUAAAUCCGUCUAUCACCAUAUUGGGUGCUGGUGUUAUUGUCCCAGCGGAGACAAUAUUACUGAAUUCCAUAGUUCUUCCCCACAAGCAUCUUACCAGAAGUUUCAAGCACGAAAUAAUCUUA